ACUAAUAUAGCAAGGAGGACAAAUAGUUGACUGACUUUAUCUGAGAUAGAGCUUGAAUUUUAUAUGAGAGAGAGCUUGGAAAGAGAAUCCAUGGCUUCUCCUCCUUGCCAUUCUUCAGUCGUCUGGAGAACAGACCUUUUCGUGAGUUUUAGAGGAGAAGAUGUGCGUAAAACAUUCGUGAGCCAUCUAUUCUGCGAGCUUGAUCGUAUGGGGAUCAACACUUUCAGAGACGAUUUGGAUCUUGAGAGAGGCAAGUUUAUCUCCUCAGAGCUUGUAGAUGUGAUCAAAGGCUCCAGAUUUGCGAUCGUUGUGGUCUCUAGGAACUACGCAUCUUCAAGCUGGUGCUUGGACGAGCUCUUGAAGAUCAUGGAAUGUAAGAACACGGUUGAUCAGACGAUCAUACCCGUUUUCUACGAAGUUGAUCCUUCGGAUGUGAGAAGACAGGCUGGGAGUGUCGGUGAGGGUGUUGAGAGUCAUAGUGACAAGAAGAAGGUGAAGAAAUGGAGAGAAGCUUUGACGCAGUUAGCUUAUAUAUCUCGUGAAGAUUCUCGGAACUGGAAGGAUGAGUCAAAGCUAGUUAAGAAGAUUGUUAAAGACAUUUCUGAUAGAUUGGUUCCCAAUUCAUUGGAUGAUUCAAAUGAGUUGAUUGGAAUGAGUUCCCAUAUGGACUUUCUACUGUCUAUGCUGUCUACAGAGGACGAAGAUGUUGUUAGAAUGGUAGGGAUUUGGGGAAUGGGUGGAGUUGGGAAAACUACGAUUGCUAAAUACUUAUACAACAAACUCUCAUCUCGAUUUCAAGCUCAUUGCUUCAUGGAGAAUGUGAAGGAAGUCUGUAACAGAUAUGGAGUUACUUUACAGGGAGAGUUUUUAUGCAGAAUGUUUGGAGAGAGAGAUUUAGUUUCUUGUUCGAGCAUAAUAAAGGAAAGGUUCAGGCAUAAAAGGGCUUUGAUUGUACUCGAUGAUGUAGAUCGAUCUGAGCAGCUUAAUGAAUUGGUUAAGGAGACUGGUUGGUUUGGUCCGGGAAGCAGAGUCAUUGUAACAACGCGAGAUAGACAUUUGCUAGUUUCUCAUGGCAUUAAUCUGAUAUAUAAAGUUAGGUGUUUACCCAAAAAAGAAGCUUUGCAGCUCUUUUGCAACUGUGCUUUCAGAAAUGAGACUAUAGCUCCAGAGUUCCAGGAGUUAUCGGUUCAAGCUAUAAACUAUGCUUCUGGUCUUCCACUGGCUUUAAGAGUUUUAGGUUCUUUCCUUUAUCGAAGAACCCAAAGAGAAUGGGAAAGCACACUCGCUAGGCUUCAAACUUCUCCGCAUAGUGAUAUCAUGGAGGUUCUGAGAGUUAGCUACGAUGGAAUGGAUGAGCAAGAGAAGGCUAUUUUUCUCUACAUAUCAUGUUUCUACAAGAUGAAGCAUGUUGAUUAUGUCACAAGACUUCUGGAUAUUUGUGGCUAUGCUGCUGAAAAGGUAUCACGGUUCUCGCUGAGAAGUCUUUGA
Raphanus sativus (radish) is the source of this 1488-nucleotide messenger RNA. RefSeq names its product disease resistance protein Roq1-like. Gene Ontology annotation, biological process: signal transduction; defense response. Lineage: Eukaryota; Viridiplantae; Streptophyta; Magnoliopsida; Brassicales; Brassicaceae. The record is from RefSeq and is a predicted model, not a curated record. Gene Ontology annotation, molecular function: ADP binding.